AUGACUUCAACUACUGCUAGAACUAUUCAAAAAGUCGUCAAUGCCAUCCAACAACCAGAAGGGGUUGGGGCCACCGUUAGAAGAUCCAUCGGUAUUAUGAGUAAUCGUAAAUACAAUCCAUUUUUAUUAUUUGAUCAUUUCACUUCCAGUGGUUCUGAUGGUUUCCCUGAACAUCCUCAUAGAGGUCAAGAAACCAUCACUUAUAUUAUGAAUGGUUCCAUUGCUCAUGAAGAUUUCACUGGUUCCAAAGGGAUCUUAUAUGCUGGUGAUUUACAAUUCAUGACGGCUGGUAAAGGUAUUGUUCAUUCUGAAAUGCCAGUUCCAAGUGAAGAUGGUAGUCCAAGUGUUGGUAUUCAAUUAUGGGUCGAUUUACCUGAACAAUUGAAAGAUACUCCUCCUCGUUAUCGUGAUUUAAGAGCUUGGGAAAUCCCUGAAGUUAAUGAACAAGAUGGUAAAUUAAGAGUUAAGGUUAUUUCUGGAAAGAGUUAUGGAGUUGAAUCUUUAAAGGAUUUAGCUUAUACUCCAGUUAAUUAUUAUCAUUACAUUAUGAAACCAGGUUCAACUUUCAAACAAGAAUUUGAUCCAACUUUCAGUGUGUUUUUAUAUGUCUUAAAAGGUCAAUCAUUAUUAGUUAAUGAAAAAAAUGUUAAACAAUAUCAAAAUGCCUUUUUUGAAAAUGAUGGUGCAUUCGUAACUGGUCAAGUUCCAUCUUCCUCAACUGAUGAAGAAGUUGAAUUUCUUUUAAUUGGUGGUCAACAAUUAGAUCAAAAUGUGGUUCAAUAUGGUCCAUUCGUUGCUACAUCUCAAGCUAAAAUCCAACAAGCUUUCUUAGAUUAUAGUCAUGGACGUAAUGGAUUUGAAAACAUUAAGAAUUGGAGAACUUUGAUCUCCAAUGGGGUAACUCAAGAUAUGAUUGAUGGACCAUUAAAAGGUAGUAAAGAAUAUAGAGAUCAAUUAAAACAAGAUUAUUUAGAUAAAAUUGCUGCUGAAAAGAAAGAAGCUCCUGUUAAGGAUGAACUUUAG
Molecule: messenger RNA, 1023 nt
Organism: Scheffersomyces coipomensis
Lineage: Eukaryota; Fungi; Ascomycota; Pichiomycetes; Serinales; Debaryomycetaceae
Product: pirin family protein
Exons: 1
Coding region: 1-1023 (340 amino acids)
Source: RefSeq, a predicted model, not a curated record